AUGCGUGUUUCUACAGUGAGCUCCGGAGCCGAAACAUGGCCUCAGGCUCCGCCAAUUGCAGUCUUCAUCCGCAAUUUGAAGCUCUUGCGUCUUGAUCUGCGUCCGGACUGGCCCGGAAUUGUGCCAUCGACGCUUUCUGAUAACCAGAAUAAUCUGCGAAGACGAGUACAGGCGGUGGAAUGGACGUUGUUUUACCUAUUCCAGCUGUGGGAUCCUGAGCUCACCAGAAACAAGCUCCAACCCUUUUUCCCGCCACUUGAACCUCUACAGUCGUCAAACCUUCGGGCUGCUCUCUUCCGAUCACUUUCGGAGCUGACAAAAAAUGGAACUCUGGGAAGGGAGAGAAUCUUGCGGAAAGCAAUGCUCGAAGAGUGCACUGGAGAGAAGUUUGAUGAAAUCCUAGCCGAGUUCUCUACGAUCGUCCUACGAAAAGUUGUAGCCUCAUCUCGUGAAUACCGCACUGGAGCCCCUCCGUUGUCACUCCCUAUCGGCAAGCGAGGCCCCCCAAGUGAUACUCAAAACCUACUGCCGAUGAUCAUUGCAUACCGUGCAUCCCUACAUUCCAUGAUAGACCAGAAAAAUGAGUUGAAUUCGACAUGUCGAGACCUGAAGCAAUUUCUCCAUUUGAAAUCUAAUGAGUUAGCAAAUUCAAGACGCAUGCCCAAACCGUUAGCCUCAGAAUUGAGAUAUCAACAGCAAAUUCAAGACUCUAUCAACAGAUCAUGGCAUGGCGAUAUUAAUUGGGCCAACACAAUUUUGAAUGGAGAUCCACAGGCUGUCUCAGAACCAUUGCUUGAGAUGGACUUUUCGCAGGUGUGGUCCGGCAUGAAAAAAGUAGAGGUCAAAAAUGAUAUUGAGUCGCCAAAUCAUCCAGACCUAUUAGCGGAGUUGGAGGACCGCCUCUCAAAACAGAAAUCCCGGCUUCAAAAGUGGCGGAAAUUUAAAGAUUCACUAGAACUGGACAGCCUACGAACUCGGUUACAACGAUCAGAAGAUUACAAGGAACCCGAGGUCGUGCCUCAAGAACAAGACGGCACCAUAGAUCCGUUAGCCGAACAUGAUGAAACGCAAAAGACACCCACACGUUCUGCUAACAUUGAUAUAAACUCGAUGGUUCCUUUAGAACAAGAGAUCUAUUAUACCCCUGAUGCCUCCCCUAAUCCAAAAACUAUUAAUGAUACAAAGCCCGUCCAGAGGGAAACUUCUGUGUCUCAUGAGGCCUCGGAAGCAACAAACUUAAUCAAAGCAGAUACUUCUGGAAAUUUAUCGACAGAGGACUUGCUCGCCAUGCAAUUAGGCGCCUUGUCUUUGGAAAAGGAUAACCACCCUGAAUUACCUGAGACUAACCCUAAAAUCGAUGACCACCCGAUUAUAGGUGAUAAACGUGGUAUUCAGGAUGAUGGAGCACAGCCUCAACACGACGAAGACCCCGUUUCUCGGGCUGCUACUCUGUUGGAGCGCACUAGACAGUCUAUGCUGUUUGUAUCUGCUGCGACUCCUCGUCCAUGGAAGCCAAUUUCAGAAAACCGCCGACAGUCCCAGCUACUUCUCCCCGGUGAUCCAUUCGAAACACCUGAGAAAAGAGCCGAAAAUAAGGAAAAACCUAACGCUGAAGCAACAGAUGAAGACCGAUAUAGUGACUACGUUGAUUAUGAUAGUGUGUUCAAAAGUAGACCGAAAGUCGCAGCAAGCCCUAUACCUUUUGAGUCGGCACAAUCAAAGACAUCUGGUGAAGAGAACCAAGAGGAGGGCUGCAGUUUGAGUGAACUUGGACUUGAUAGUUCCCCUUUAGGAAAAGUGAAAACCCGGCCAAGGGCCCAAACUGCUAUUCGGCACCCGAUACCACCCGAAGAUAAUGCAGAAACGACAUACUGA
Trichophyton verrucosum HKI 0517 is the source of this 1875-nucleotide messenger RNA. RefSeq lists its product as uncharacterized. The transcript has 2 exons. The coding region runs from base 1 to 1875 and encodes 624 amino acids. Gene Ontology annotation, biological process: spindle assembly. Gene Ontology annotation, molecular function: microtubule binding. The record is from RefSeq and is a predicted model, not a curated record. Lineage: Eukaryota; Fungi; Ascomycota; Eurotiomycetes; Onygenales; Arthrodermataceae. Gene Ontology annotation, cellular component: HAUS complex; mitotic spindle microtubule.